AGAAGGUCUGAACACGAAGGGAAGUCGGUGGCACCACCUCCCUCUCCCUCUCUUUGUCUGUCUUAUUUAUCUUUAUAUAUCUGAAAAAAAGAAAAAAACGAAAUCUCGUUUGGCGCUCCGUGAAAGAUUUCGGGCGACGAAAACAACAAAGCUUAGCUUGCUUGUUCGCUUGCUCGAGGGUUUUUCCACCUGAAAUUUUAAUACUAUUCCUUCAAUUUGUUUCUGGUUAUUGAAUUCAGCAAGAUGAGACGGUCAUCCACCAGGAAAAGCGGGCCUGCGAAUCACGCAUCGUCCGUGAAUUCCUCAGCGGUUGAUAUCUUUCGCUCUGCCUCAAGUAAAGCUAUUAUCAAGGAGUUGGAAAGGAUUGAUAACCUCUUUCACUCAUAUGCAAAUAAGUCCUCUGGCAUGAUUGACCCAGAAGGAAUAGAGGCACUUUGUUCAGAUAUAGAAGUGGACCAUACUGAUGUGAGAAUCCUGAUGUUGGCUUGGAAAAUGAAAGCUGAGAAGCAAGGAUAUUUUACCCUGGAUGAGUGGCGAAGGGGUCUAAAAGCAUUGCGAGCUGACACUAUUAGCAAAUUAAAGAAGGCACUCCCUGAGCUGGAGAAAGAGGUCAAGAGGUCACCAAACUUUGUGGAUUUCUAUGCUUAUGCAUUUCGAUACUGCCUAACAGAGGAGAAGCAAAAGAGUAUAGACAUUGAGAGCAUCUGUCAAUUGCUGGAUCUUGUGUUAGGUUCACACUUUCGUCCCCAAGUAGACAUGCUCAUUGAGUAUCUAAAGACCCAGAAUGAUUACAAGGUGAUAAACAUGGAUCAGUGGAUGGGCUUUCUCCGAUUUUGCAAUGAGAUCAGUUUCCCAGACCUUAGCAACUACGAUCCAGACCUUGCUUGGCCCUUGAUCCUGGAUAAUUUUGUUGAAUGGAUGAGAGCUAUGCAAAGCUAGGUUAUGCAUUUUUGGCGAUAUUGAUUUUCCGCCCCAAAUUACAGAGUCGUUAGAAAAGGACACUUUGUCAAAUUUAACACAUGGAACGUCUUCUCACCUUCUAAAUAUUCAUCAGGGCGCCAUUUCUGCAGAAGUUAAAACCUUUGUGGUAUGGACACGCUUGAGAGAGUUUUGGUACAUUUACCCAUGAGCUCUGAUGCUACACUUUCCAAUUGUUUACCUGCCACUUGAUUGACUGGUUUAGCAAAAUCCAUUUGUUGUUGGAAUUCAAAAAGGUACAAUCCUUUAAUUGAGAAUCGAUUAAAUACAAAGUCAUCCAUUCUAUUGCCUUCAAA
This is a messenger RNA of Nelumbo nucifera (sacred lotus), 1274 nucleotides long. RefSeq lists its product as uncharacterized. NCBI's taxonomy places the organism in Eukaryota, Viridiplantae, Streptophyta, Magnoliopsida, Proteales, Nelumbonaceae. The record is from RefSeq and is a predicted model, not a curated record. Gene Ontology annotation, cellular component: ubiquitin ligase complex. Gene Ontology annotation, biological process: protein neddylation. Gene Ontology annotation, molecular function: ubiquitin conjugating enzyme binding; cullin family protein binding; ubiquitin-like protein binding.